UAAAAACUGCCAUCUACGAUGCACGACCUCGUUUCAAUCCCUUGCUCGCUAAAACCCUUUAAACUCUUUUAAGGUUCAAGAGAUCUGUACAAAAACUACAAAUUCUCUCACUUGAAAUUUUUGUUCCUUUUUAAAAAACCAUGGAAACUGAAUCAGAUCGAAACGAUGACACCACCAUUACCGUCGUCAAAGACAUGAGAGCUCGAUUAGAGACUCGAAUCCGAACCCAACACGACGCUCACUUAGAACUCCUUUCCUCACUCCAAUCCAUUGUCCCCGACAUAGUCCCAUCGCUCGAUCUCUCCCUAAAACUCAUCUCUUCAUUCACGAAUCGACCUUUUGUAGCCACACCUCCGUUACCCGAACCCAAAGUAGAGAAGAAGCUUCUUCAUCCGAUUGUUAAAUCAGGAACACAACAUCAACAGUUACAUGGGCACGAUUCAAAAUCGUUACUUGUCGAUUCGAAUCAGAGAGAUUCUGGUGCUGAAGCAGAUGGGUCUAGUGGUAGUCCUAUGGCGCUUGUGAGAGCUAUGGUUGCUGAGUGUUUGCUUCAACGAGUACCCUUUUCACCUACUGAUUCGUUUACUGUUCUUAGAAAACUCGAGAAUGACCAAAACGCGAGAACCGCGGAGAAGGCUGCGUUACGAGACUUAGGCGGCGAGUGCGGACCGAUCCUCGCCGUCGAAACCGCGCUUAAAUCGAUGGCGGAGGAGAACGGUUCUGUUGAGUUAGAAGAGUUUGAGGUUAGUGGUAAGCCUAGAAUCAUGGUUUUGGCUAUUGAUCGAACUAGAUUGCUUAAAGAGUUACCAGAGAGUUUCCAAGGGAACAACGAAUCGAAGCGUGUAGUUGAAACGCCUAAUUCGAUUGAGAAUUCUACAGUUUCUGCUGGCGGGUUUGGGGUUUCCGGGUCGGGUAAUAAUUAUCCGAGGCCUGAGAUUUGGGGAAGUGAUCCUAAUAUGGGGCCUGAGAUGUGGGGAAGUGAUCCUAAUAUGGGGUUUAGAUCAAUGAUGAAUGCACCAAGAGGGAUGCAAAUGAUGGGGAUGCAUCAUCCAAUGGGGAUUAUGAGUAGACCACCACCGUUUCCUGUGCCUUUGACGUUACCUGUGCCGUCUAAUCAGAAGCUUAAAAUUGAAGAUGAUGAAUUGAAAGACGUUGAGGCUCUUGUGAGUAAGAAGUCUUUUAAGGAGAAGCAACAGUCUAGGACUGGUGAGGAGUUGCUUGAUUUGAUUCACCGUCCAACUGCUAAAGAAGCUGCUACCGCUGCUAAGUUUAAAAGUAAAGGAGGAUCACAGGUUAAGUAUUACUGUAGGUAUUUAACAAAGGAGGAUUGUUGUGUUCAGUCUCGCUCUCACGUAGCCUGCAACAAGAGACAUUUCCGUCGACUAAUCGCUUCACAUACCGAGAAAAACCUAGGAGAUUGUUCCUUUCUUGAUACUUGUCGUCACAUGAAGACUUGCAAAUACGUGCAUUACGAGCUCGACAUGGCUGACGCUAUGAUGGCUGGUCCAGAUAAGGCAUUGAAGCCUCUACGUGCUGAUUACUGUUCCGAAGCUGAACUUGGUGAGGCACAAUGGAUUAACUGCGACAUCCGUUCUUUUCGAAUGGACAUUCUGGGAACUUUUGGAGUUGUUAUGGCGGAUCCACCAUGGGACAUUCACAUGGAACUUCCAUACGGAACAAUGGCUGAUGACGAGAUGCGUACUCUCAAUGUUCCCUCGUUGCAAACAGACGGUUUGAUUUUCCUCUGGGUCACUGGUCGUGCAAUGGAGCUAGGCCGUGAAUGUUUGGAGCUUUGGGGAUACAAGCGAGUGGAAGAGAUCAUAUGGGUAAAGACGAAUCAGCUUCAACGUAUUAUUCGAACAGGAAGAACAGGUCACUGGCUCAACCAUAGCAAAGAGCAUUGUCUUGUUGGAAUCAAAGGAAACCCAGAAGUGAACAGAAACAUCGACACAGAUGUGAUUGUUGCAGAGGUUAGAGAGACAAGCCGGAAACCAGACGAGAUGUAUGCAAUGUUAGAGAGGAUCAUGCCAAGAGCAAGAAAACUCGAGUUAUUCGCACGUAUGCACAAUGCUCAUGCAGGAUGGCUAUCACUUGGGAACCAGCUUAAUGGUGUCAGGUUAAUAAACGAAGGUCUUCGAGCUCGUUAUAAAGCAUCAUACCCUGAAGUAGAUGUCCAGCCACCAUCACCACCAAGAGCCUCUGCAAUGGAAACAGACAACGAACCAAUGGCUAUUGACUCAACCACAGCUUAGUUCAAUUGAGUGUUUUGGUUUCGAAACAUUUGUGGCAUUGAUUGUAAAUCUUUUAUGAAAAGUUAAAGGAAGGAAAGCUUUAAAAAAGCCAACACAAACAUUUCAAAAGGAAAUUAGCUAACUUUUGUUUCA
Camelina sativa (false flax) is the source of this 2384-nucleotide messenger RNA. NCBI's taxonomy places the organism in Eukaryota, Viridiplantae, Streptophyta, Magnoliopsida, Brassicales, Brassicaceae. The record is from RefSeq and is a predicted model, not a curated record.